AUGGCCACCCAGAUGUUCGAGGGGAGAGGGCAUGCAGCCAUCUACCAGAAAUACAGGUUUGCACCGGGCAAAGAGCUGCAGGAAACCAUCCUCUCCUACCUGCAGGAAAAGAGGGCAAACCCUGCUGAGCUGGUUGUGGAUGUCGGCUGCGGGUCUGGACAAGGCACCCGCUUCCUUGCGGCACACUUCAAGAAGGUGGUGGGAACGGACAUCAGCGAAGCGCAGAUCCAGGAGGCCAGGGAUGCCCCUUCCCUACCUAAUGUCUCCUACCUUGUGUGCCCUGCAGAGGAGCUGCCAUUCAAGGAUGCCUCAGUGGACAUCCUGACUUCCUUUACGGCUGUGCACUGGUUUGAUAUUGAGAAGUUCAUGAGAGAAGCAAACCGGGUGGUUAAGCCGGGUGGUUGCGUGGUCAUCAGCACCUACACCGUGGACAUGAGUCUGCGUUACGGAAACUGCUCUGAAAAGCUGACCAAAGCCUUCAGGGAGUCCUGGGACCUGCUUUUAAAAUACUCACAUAAUAGAAUAAAACUCGUCUUGGAAGACUACAAAGAGAUUUUUGAGGCCUUGCCAUUUCCAGACAAGAAGAGAAUCACUGAUAUCUUUGACAAAAUUCCCAUGACUGUUGCUGGUGUGGUUGGUUACCUGGAGUCUGUCUCUCCAUAUCAAGCCUUUAUGAAGAAUGACCCCAAAGCUGCAAAAUCCCUCCUCCAAGAGACUGAAAAGAGGAUGCUGGAGAUGAUGGGAGUUUCUUCUCGUGAAACCCCGGUGGAGUUCUGGGUGAGGCACGUCUGUGUGCUGGGGUGCAAGGGACAGUGA
This is a messenger RNA of Aptenodytes forsteri (emperor penguin), 816 nucleotides long. RefSeq names its product putative methyltransferase DDB_G0268948. The record is from RefSeq and is a predicted model, not a curated record. The coding region runs from base 1 to 816 and encodes 271 amino acids. The transcript is spliced from 6 exons. Gene Ontology annotation, molecular function: S-adenosylmethionine-dependent methyltransferase activity. NCBI's taxonomy places the organism in Eukaryota, Metazoa, Chordata, Aves, Sphenisciformes, Spheniscidae.